Molecule: messenger RNA, 564 nt
Organism: Cetraspora pellucida
Lineage: Eukaryota; Fungi; Glomeromycota; Glomeromycetes; Diversisporales; Gigasporaceae
Source: the annotation of a GenBank genome assembly
UUAAACAUGUAUUUAACACAAAAAGAACUUAAAAAAAUAUCAAAAACACCUACAAAACAAGAAAUAUUAGAAAAACAAAAUCAAAAUACUAUUGAAUCUAAAUUAAAAAAGUUAAAAGAUAAAAGAGACAAAAUUAAAGAAAAAAUAAAACAACAAAUGGAAAAUGAAUUUAAAAUAAUUCACAAAGAUUUAAUAGAAGAAAUAGUACAAAAAAGAAAAAAAUUUCUUGAACAAAGAAAACAGGAAUUUUUAAUAGAAAUACAAAAACUAGAUGAUUUAUAUGAAGAAACAGAUUUACAAUAUCAAUUUCAAAAACCAACUGAAGAACUUAAAGAAAAUUAUGAAUUGGAAAAUAAAAAGAAAGAGGAAAGUAGAAAAUUAAAAAAUAUAAUAGUAAAUUUUCAAAGUCAAAUAAAUAAUAAAGUUUUGAAUUUAGAAAAAUAUUCAGAAAAUUAUAUAAAUGAAGAAUUACAAGAAAUGAAAUUAAAUUAUUUAAUAGCAAUACAUAAUCUUAAAAAAUUAAAAGAAAAUAAAUCAUAUAAUUUAAAUUAUUCUGAAUAUUAA